GGCGGUUGGCUGCGGUUGGAGCGCAGUGAUGAGCACCUUCUCGCGGCCCCUGAACGGAAUGCCACCUUCGGGCACGGACAGCCAGUCUCCGUACCAGCGGUUAAGUCAGAGGAUGCUGGACAUUUCCGGGGACCGGGGCGUGCUGAAGGACGUCAUCCGAGAGGGCGCUGGAGAGCUGGUGACACCCGACGCUUCGGUGCUCGUGAAAUAUUCUGGAUAUCUGGAGCACAUGGACAAGCCUUUUGAUUCUAAUUGCUUUAGGAAAACUCUUCGGCUCAUGAAACUUGGAGAGGAUAUCACACUUUGGGGCAUGGAACUGGGCCUUCUGAGCAUGCGGAAAGGAGAGCUGGCCAGGUUUCUGUUCACACCGACCUAUGCCUAUGGGACGCUGGGCUGUCCUCCCCUCAUCCCCCCAAACACCACCGUCUUGUUUGAGAUCGAGCUCCUUGACUUCCUGGACUCUGCUGAGUCAGACAAGUUUUGUGCCCUUUCAGCCGAGCAACAAGAUGAGUUUCCACUUCAGAAGGUCCUAAAAGUGGCAGCUACUGAACGGGAGUUCGGCAACUACCUUUUCCGCCAAAAUCGUUUCUAUGAUGCCAGAGUGAGAUACAAACGGGCCUUGGUGCUUCUCCGCCGGCGGUCAGCCUCCUCUGAGGAGCAGCACCUGGUGGAGACCGCCACGCUCCUUGUUCUCCUUAACCUGUCCUUUACAUACCUGAAGCUGGAGCGACCCACCACGGCCCUGCGCUAUGGAGAGCAAGCUCUGGUCAUUGACCAGAAGAAUGCCAAGGCCCUCUUCCGGUGUGGACAGGCCUGUCUCCUCAUGACUGAGUAUCAGAAGGCCCGGGAUUUUCUAGUCCGAGCCCAGAAGGAACAGCCCUUCAAUCAUGACAUCAACAACGAGCUGAAGAAACUGGCCAGCUACUACAGGGACUACACAGACAAAGAGAAAGAAAUGUGUCACCGAAUGUUUGCUCCUUGUGCUAAUGGCUCUGCAGUAGGAGAAAAUUAAAGAUCCUCCGCUAACUACAAGCAAGAGAAUCGAGGCUGCCAGGAGUUCUCCAUCGUUAUAGGGGUGUGGAGGGGGCUUUUUGGAAAGAACUCCCCAGGGCAGACUGUGUGGCGGCGACCUGCUUGGAAGAGGGGCUGGGAUUCCACAGCCUGAGGCUGCUGUCUCACCUCUGAGUGACACCAGAGUGUCUUCACAGGCGAUGUUUUCUGUUUUUAAGUUUUCAGACAGAGGAGGGGAAAGGGUAGCUACUGACGAGUAGAAAAAUGCGUUUUUUGAGAUAGUUUCUUGUUUUUUUCCACUUUUAAAAUAGCCUUGGCUUUUCUCCCAAUCCCAACCCCCUUCCCACUGCUAAUGUCCUGGGUAAAUACAAAGAGAGAUCUCUGUGUAUUUUAUAGGGUUCCCUGCUUUGAAGGGAGAGAAUUAUGUUACAGAUGUUUUUGUUGUAAGUAAGUAAAACACUUCCUUGUCCUUGCAA
This is a messenger RNA of Vicugna pacos (alpaca), 1487 nucleotides long. RefSeq names its product FKBP prolyl isomerase family member 6 (inactive) (gene FKBP6). Gene Ontology annotation, cellular component: cytoplasm. The record is from RefSeq and is a predicted model, not a curated record. Gene Ontology annotation, molecular function: peptidyl-prolyl cis-trans isomerase activity; Hsp90 protein binding. NCBI's taxonomy places the organism in Eukaryota, Metazoa, Chordata, Mammalia, Artiodactyla, Camelidae. Gene Ontology annotation, biological process: spermatogenesis; piRNA processing.